AUGCCAUACAGCUGGGCAGAGGCUGAGUGCUAUUGUCUGUACUUUGGCGCCAACCUCGCCUCCAUCCACAGCUUAGACGAGUACCGUUUUGUCCAGGAGCUCGUGAAGAGGAAAACUGGCACAUUUACUCAAACCUGGAUCGGUGCCACUGAUGCUGUUCAGAACAACAUGUGGUUCUGGAGUGACGGCUCCAGAUUUGACUUUCAGUUCUGGUCUUGGAAGGAGCCCAGCGACUAUCUUGACCGGGAAGCGUGUAUUGAGAUGAACUAUGGAGGCAGAUUGGGAGCGCGUCACUGCAUAACGUUGAAGAGUGAGAGUGAGAUGGAGCGGGAGGUCGUAGUGAAGAAGCUCCAACGUUACCAGUCAAUCUUUGCUCCAGCCUCACCCGUGGUUGUGAGCUCUGGGUACUGA
Myripristis murdjan (pinecone soldierfish) is the source of this 411-nucleotide messenger RNA. Its product is annotated as ladderlectin-like. Lineage: Eukaryota; Metazoa; Chordata; Actinopteri; Holocentriformes; Holocentridae. The coding region runs from base 1 to 411 and encodes 136 amino acids. The record is from RefSeq and is a predicted model, not a curated record. The transcript is spliced from 4 exons.